AUGGCGGAAGCGUCGAAUCCAGUGACUCGCAAGAUUAAUCUCGUGCGGAUUGCCCACGUGUACUACAUUCAUAAACAUAUUGAGAAAGCCCGCCAAUUUCUAGAAGCCUUUGGAUUUCAAGAGGUAAGUCGAAAUGGCUUGAAUACCUACUACCGUGGUGUUGGGUCGGAGCCGUUUGUCUACUGCGCUAUAGAGGGCCCAGCAGACAAGUUUGGUGGUGCGGCGUUUGUUGUAGAAAGCGUGGAAGACUUGGAAUAUGCAUCAAAAACAUUACCAAAUGCCACCUCCGUUCAGAAACUCAAAGACGAGCCGGGCGGUGGCCUUCGGGUGACUUUUGAGGACCCCGUCGACGGAUACCCUUUCCACCUUGUGUGGGGGCAAGCACCCAUAGACACCAGGCCUACGGUGCGCGAAAAGAUCAAGUUCAACUUUCCAGAUGAGAAGACGAGGCCGGGGAAUCAAUUCCAAAGAUUCAACAAAGGACCUGCUCCCGUACAUAAGCUUGGCCACUUUGGCAUGUGUGUGACGGAUUUUGCCAAGACGUACAACUUUUACAUCUCCCGCUUCAAUUUUAGACCGAGCGACUUGGUUUACGACGACUAUGGCCGAGAUGUUACAACAUUUUUGCAUCUCGAUCGGGGCUUGGAGCUAGUGGAUCAUCAUUGCUUCUUCUUCUUCGAGGGACCCGUGUCGCACGUUCACCAUUCUUCUUAUGAGACUUAUGACUUUGAUACACAGCUUCUUGGUCACGAUUACCUUCGUGAGAAGGGAUAUGAGAACUGCUGGGGAGUUGGCAGGCAUGUAAUGGGUAGUCAAAUCUUCGAUUACUGGUUUGAUCCGUCCCGCUUUAUAGUGGAACAUUAUGUCGAUGGUGACCUUGUCAACUCGAGUCACAAGACAAACCGAAGUAAAGCAGGACCGGGUAAUCUCCAUGUUUGGGGACCCGACUUACCACUGGAAUUCCUUCAAUAA
Trichoderma asperellum CBS 433.97 is the source of this 972-nucleotide messenger RNA. RefSeq lists its product as uncharacterized. Gene Ontology annotation, biological process: L-methylmalonyl-CoA metabolic process. Gene Ontology annotation, molecular function: methylmalonyl-CoA epimerase activity. The record is from RefSeq and is a predicted model, not a curated record. Lineage: Eukaryota; Fungi; Ascomycota; Sordariomycetes; Hypocreales; Hypocreaceae. Gene Ontology annotation, cellular component: mitochondrion.